This is a messenger RNA of Onychostoma macrolepis, 3846 nucleotides long. Its product is annotated as GAS2-like protein 2A. Lineage: Eukaryota; Metazoa; Chordata; Actinopteri; Cypriniformes; Cyprinidae. Gene Ontology annotation, biological process: protein localization to microtubule plus-end; regulation of microtubule polymerization or depolymerization; microtubule bundle formation. The coding region runs from base 863 to 3607 and encodes 914 amino acids. The record is from RefSeq and is a predicted model, not a curated record. The transcript is spliced from 6 exons. Gene Ontology annotation, molecular function: microtubule binding; actin filament binding; cytoskeletal adaptor activity. Gene Ontology annotation, cellular component: microtubule plus-end; cytoplasm; stress fiber.
UCAUGAUAUUAUUAAAGUAAAUUAUGUUUCCUUUGAAUAAUAAUAUGCAGCAUUAUGAUGUUUUUUUUUUUUUUUGAAGUGCAUUUAGUUGUUGACAUGGUAGUUCAAGCAGUGAUACCAAUCCUUCAGUGUGACAUGUGAUAUUUCAUUAAAAACUAUUUUAACAUUAUUCUAAAUCUUUAAAAUACGUGCUUUAUGACCUUAUUUGCGAUUUAAAUGACAUAAAAAUUUGUGUUGUUAUGAGUGGCGGUAGAUUCAAUAUGAUAGUAGUAGAAUGUUUUUUUUUUCCACACACACACACACGCGUUUAUACGUAAAUGUUAACCCGUAGUCCUAAUGUUUAUGAUACAUACCCCUUUGCGGUUUUAUCUCGCUAUGCUAAAGUUAAGAGAGUAAUAUUUAGGUAGAGUUUAUAAAAUAUUGAUCUUUAUUGUUAUAAUAUUCCUCAAUACUUUGGUGUUUGUUGUUGUUUGCCGUAGUUGAACUAGUGGGCAGUAAAUGGUUAACUGGAGUGUUUGGAUUUAGACUGUAUCUGGUAACCAAGGACGAUUCUGCGCUCACACACCCUGACAACAUGUUAAAAAGCGAUGAAACUUUGCAACACAACACUGCACAACCGAUUCAUUUAAUGAAAGUAUAUUUACACUAAAUUUUAGGACGGCAAAGUAUAUUUUUUUCCCUUUGGAGUCGAUGAAACGUACACUUUAAACUUAAUAGUAGACUAUUAAGUGAUACUGGUUUGUUGUCAGUUAGGCUGCUAACGUAAUUUUUACGAAUGCCUUUUCCCCCUUACAAUACUGGAUCAUCCUAGAUGUGUGUUUUUUUUUUUAAUCGAUUAAAUUGAUUUAAUACAAUCCAAGCCAUGUCUGGAAUUCAGCAUGCAUCCAAUCAAAGCAUCAAACCUUUUAAAUCGAGUGAGCAAUAUCUCUAUGCCAUGAAAGAAGACCUGGCAGAGUGGCUGGGAGAUUUAUACAGCAUUGAGAUUGGCGUGAAUAAUAUUUUGGAGGUUCUGGAGACAGGUUCGCUGCUGUGUGCCCACGCAAAUAACGUGACCCGUGUGGCGGAUGAUUUUGUGAAGAGGAGCGGACCCACGGAGAUCCAUCUGCCCGCUUCUGGAGUCACUUUCGCCAGCUCUGCCCAUCCAACAACAUUCCUGGCUCGGGAUAAUAUCACCAAUUUCAUCAACUGGUGUCGAAAAGAGAUGGGCAUUCCAGAUGUACUGAUGUUCGAGACAGAUGACCUUGUGCUGCGUAAGAAUGAGAAGAAUUUUGUGCUGUGCCUUCUCGAGGUGGCCAGACGGGCCUCUCGUUUCGGCAUGGCUUCACCGGUCCUCAUUCAGCUGGAGCAGGAGAUAGAGGAAGAGAUUCGUGAAGAAAUGGAGGACUUGCCUGCUCAGCCCAAACCACAGAGGAGCCUAAUAAACAUCCAGAAUCUGGAUGAGAUGGUCCAGCUUCUGGUGAGCCGAUGCACCUGCCCAUCCCAGUUCCCCAUGGUGAAGGUAUCAGAGGGCAAAUACAGGGUUGGAGACUCCAACACUCUCAUAUUUGUGCGGAUUUUGAGGAAUCAUGUUAUGGUGCGAGUGGGCGGAGGAUGGGACACCCUGGAGCACUAUCUUGACAAACAUGAUCCCUGCCGCUGCACUUCUCUCAUACAUAAGUUGACCACACGUACAGGUACUCCGGUCCAUGAGAUCAAAGAGCGGUUAACCGCAACACAACCUGAUGGCCAGUGUGCUUCUCAGACCACUCUUAUGCUGAGCCGAACUCAGUCCCCUCUUCGGCCAGUUGCCUGGACCCCUUCAGCCGCCAACAGAGCCCAGAGAGGAAGGCCCUCUCCUCCACGCUCCUCCUGUUCCCCCGACCCUGAACAUCAGCCCAGCCGCCGGAGAAACAGCCCCUCUCCUAACAAAUUAAGAGAGAGACCGAGUACUCCAUCUUGUGUGUACACUUGUGCUGACAGUAAAGACUGCUUGAAAACAAACUCCUCCAGCAGGAAAGGCAGAGAAGCAAUAAGGGCAUCACCAGCACCGCGUCUCACUAGCAGUCUUCCACGGGCCACCCAUCAUCCUACCACACCACAGCCUGAGAUACAGCGUCCUCAAACUCCUCUAGUCCUUCAGAGGAACACCAAUCAAAUCCAACCCCAGCAAGUGCCUGAGAAGAAUCUGGGACAAACAUGGACCAAAUCACAGUUUGUUUCCAAACUGAGACAAAAUUCCACACUUGGAUUAAAAGGACGAGAGAACCAGGACAAUGCACACCUUGUCUCAGACCCACAAGAAAGUCCAGGAAGGACCUUUCAGAGUCCUCAGAGAAAUACACAUUCAUGUUCCAAACCACCAAACAUCACCAUUCAUGAGCCAGAGGACAAUGGGGGUCCCAAAAAGAGUCCACAUUUCAUCCGUACCUUUUCUCCUUUUAAAGGGCUAAUGGGGGCCAUUUCAGAAGCACAAAACACCAGACCUAGAACACCAGCUAAGAUCUCUCAAGAAGAGUCCCCAAAUAAAAUUAAACACAUUCUGGAUAUAAACGAGAGAGGCCAAACUGAACAAAGAGCAGAUAGAUCAGUCAGCAAGAAGGUACAGCACUUGCCCCUACCGGUGCUGAACAUUGUGCAGUCUCCUCACAUUAACAGCUUAAGUAAAUCUUCCGAACGCUUCCUUGAUUCUCAGAAGUCUCAAGGAGAUUUAGGAGAUGGAGAGGGAGGAAUUGAGAGAAGUUAUGUCUUCACUCCUCCUCCUCUCAGCCCUGCUCAGGAAGCCAUCCUCUAUAAGAGUCUAGAAGAGGAAAUCUUGUCCAAUCUACAGGAGCUAAGCGUUGACUCAGAAACUAGCACUAGCUCUGAUGAGAAGAACCAUAAGAAUCCCAACAAUUCCAGAGAGAUCCCAUCUGACCAGUGUAAAAGAUCUAACAGAUCAGCAAGUCUUGAUCGAACAACACCCAACAGUGGAAACGGGGCUUUUGAUGCAGUCAUUGCUGAACUCUCUGGUGGCCAAAGGAAGUUGGAGAAAGUGACAGUCGAGAAGUGGGUGAACACUCUUCAGUGUCUCAGAGGGAAGGUGGAAGAAGAUCACAUUACCACACAUCACCUUAAGGUCUCUAAACCUUUUAUGACCAGUUCUUGGUCCUCUUUGGGAUCCAGUAUGGAUUCAAAAGAGACUGCUGAACUUGUGAAGGUGCCAUUUGACAACUCCAAUGCUGAGAGCAAAAUUCCUCAUGGAAAAGUAUCAAGUUUAGGAACUGAACAUGUAAAAAAACAGAGGAGUUCUUCAUUCAGACAAAGGAGAUCCUUAAGGAAGCCAGAAAGAGUGCCAUCAAUCUUCAAGCUACAACUAAAACCCUGUGUGCGACCGAGACGUGAUCACAGGUCUGACCGAAAGCCUUCAAAGAUCCCAACACCAGUUUUCUACAAAAGAACAAGCAGUAAAGAAGGAAACUCUCACAACCAGAGAGGAAACGAUUCCCAGCAUGGCCUUUUUGGCACAGACAACCCUCGAGGAAACACUUGGACUAAACCAAACUCCCAGCUCCCAAUAGCAAGUACAACAAAGUACCAAAGAUCAAACAAGGAGCCACAUGCAGAUCAAGAUCUGGAAUCCUGGGUUUAACCGACAACUCAGAAAUUCACAGUUUUAUCAUUUUAGAGUUUACUGAAAAUUUGACUGCCAGUUCAGCUGAGCCAUAUGUUGGUCAAUGACUGUUUUACCUGCUAAAAAUGCACUUUUCCGAAAGCCUUCAAGAUCAGUUACAAAAAUCACAGCACUUUCAUCAGAGCUUGAAGUUGCCUUAACUAAAAUUAGACAUGUUGAUUGUUUGUACAUAUAUUGUUUACACACACACACACAUA